Messenger RNA from Saccoglossus kowalevskii, 3603 nucleotides. RefSeq lists its product as uncharacterized. Gene Ontology annotation, molecular function: nucleic acid binding. Lineage: Eukaryota; Metazoa; Hemichordata; Enteropneusta; Harrimaniidae. The record is from RefSeq and is a predicted model, not a curated record.
AAAGAUGUAUCCACAUGGGAACAUUUGGGAGAUAUUGAGUUGCCAAGGUUGCAAAUCAGUAGCAAUAUCGAUUUGCUUAUUGGUAACAAUGUUCCAGCAGCAUAUGCACCUAUAGAUGUAAGGACAGGACCACCAGGGAGUCCAUAUGCUACAAAGUCGCCUUUAGGAUGGGUUGCCUGGGGAGUUAAGAAAGGUGGAAAGAUGAAGUAUUCAAGUAAUUUUGUCAUUGCUGACAAUAGUUUAGAGAAGUUAUAUAGACAGAGUCUGAACUAUGACUUUCCAGAGAGAACUGUUGAUGACAGAAGAGAAUGGUCGUGGGAAGACAGGCGCUUUAUGGAAGUGAUGGACAGUUCUUGUAAGAUGGUGAAUGGUCAUUAUCAAGUGGAUCUCCCUCUGAGAAAUCCAGAUGUGAAAUUGCCUAACAAUCGGCAUAUGGCAGAGCAGAGGUUAAAGGGUCUGCAGGCGAAAAUGAACAAGAAUUCACAAUUCAAGGCAGACUACAUAGAGUUCAUGGAGAAGGUGAUUGCAAAUGGGUAUGCGGAAAAGGUUCCUGAUGGAGUGACGGCUAAGAAGGGGAAAGAAUGGUAUAUACCCCAUCAUGGUGUAUAUCACCCUAGAAAGCCAAACAAGAUCAGAGUGGUGUUUGACUGUGCAGCGAAGUGUGAUGGUACAUCGCUGAAUGAUGUCUUGCUACCAGGGCCAAACCUAAUGAAUGAUCUUAAAGGAGUACUCAUGAGAUUCAGAGAGUUUCCUGUAGCCUUCGCAAGUGAUAUUGAGUGCAUGUUUUAUCAGGUGAAGGUGCCUGAGAGUCAACGAGACCUGUUGAGAUUUUUAUGGUUACCAAAGGGAGACUUAGACCAGAAGCCCAAGGUUUAUCGUAUGGCAGUGCAUUUGUUUGGAGCUGUGUCUGCACCAUCAUGUGCUAAUUAUAGCUUGAGAAGAACUGGUAUAGACAACAUACGCAAUGCAAGAGAAGAAACAGUCAACACACUACAUAACAAUUUCUACAUGGACGAUGGACUGAAGUCAGUGGAAAAUGUUGAACAAGCCAUUCAACUGGUGAAGGAGCUAAAGGCCUUGUGCAAAGAAGGAGGCUUCAACCUCACCAAGUGGUCUAGCAAUGAACGAGAAGUUUUGAGAGAGAUUCCCCUGGAUGAUCGAGCUAAAGAACUGAUGGACUUGGAUCUGGAAUCAUCGCAGCUUCCUACAGAGAGAACACUAGGUGUGUUGUGGAAUGCAGAGACGGAUGAGUUCCAAUUCAAGUGCCAAAUCAAGAAGACAGAGGUGACAAGAAGGUCAAUGCUGUCUGAAGUCAGCUCGAUUUAUGAUCCAUUGGGUUUUAUAGCUCCACUCCUCAUUCCAGCAAAGAGUGUGCUUCAAGAGAUGUGCAAACAAGAAGCUGGAUGGGACGAUGAACCAAGUGAUAACAUACAUGGCAAGUGGCAGAUGUGGAAAACAAGCAUGCAAGAUUUGGAAGAAGUAAGAAUUUCCCGAUGCUAUGUACCAGCUGAAUUCGGAAACGUGACAUACAGAGAGCUGCAUGCUUUCGCUGAUGCAAGUGAAAUUGGAUAUGGUUGUGUUAUCUACCUCAAACAAAUCAACUCAAGUGAAAAUAUACACUGUUCAUUUGUGUUCGCGAAGGCAAGAGUAACUCCUUUGAAGAAAAUUACAAUACCAAGAUUAGAACUUACAGCAGCAACAUUGGCAGUGAGAUUAGUCUCAAUUGUUCAAAGAGAGUUAGACUUCAAGAUUGACAAAGCAAUCUACUGGACAGACAGCACUGCGGUUUUGAGAUAUAUAAGGAAUGACAGAGCAAGAUACCACACCUUUGUUGCCAACCGUGUUCAAGUCAUAAGAGAAGCUACAGUCCCUGAACAGUGGCAUCAUGUGGAUACCAAGAGAAAUCCAGCAGACUUGGCAUCACGAGGUGUUAAGACAACUAACGAAUUGAAUAAUAGUAAUUGGUUUUGUGGACCAGGCUUUCUGUGGGAGAAGGAAGCGGAAUGGCCAGAACAGGUGAUUUCCAUGCGGAUAGAGGAGAAUGACCCAGAAGUGAAGACUAGCUGUGCAACCAUUGAGUUUGAAGACACAUCAAUUAUAGAUUCCUUAUUGACGAGAAUUUCUGGUUGGUGGAAAUUGAAGAGAGUAAUGGGCUGGGUCAUCAUUGCUAAGAACAAGUUCCUCAAGUUCAUAGGAAAACUGGAAUGCCAAUUUGAAGAAGUUGUCCAGUGCCUAACUCCAAAGAUGUUAUAUGAAAGUGAAGUAGCAGUUGUUAAAUAUGUUCAAAGGAAGGCAUACAUAGAUGAGAUAGAAGUCCUGUCCAAAGGCAAGACAGUGACAAAAAGAAGUCCUCUUUUCAAGUAUGACCCCGUGUUGACAGAUGAUGGUAUUAUUCGUGUUGGUGGACGACUGAAGAAGGCAGACUUGCUUUAUGAGAUAAAGCAUCCGAUUGUGUUACCAAAGAACUCACAAGUAUCUGUAAUGAUUGUUCGGGAUGCUCAUUCUACUGUUGGUCAUUUGGGAAGAAAUAGUAUUUUGGCGAAAGUCAGAGAGAAGUAUUGGAUAUAUGGAGCAAGUCAGUUGGCGAAAAGAGUAGCGAGAAGUUGUGUCACAUGUCAACGGUAUCACGCAGCACCAUGUGAGCAGGUAAUGGCUGACUUACCAGCUGAUAGAGUUGUUGCAGAAGUAUCACCAUUUACAUUCUGUGGUAUGGAUUAUUUUGGGCCUUUAACUGUGCGCAGAGUGAGAUCUGAGGUGAAACGGUAUGGUGUGAUUUUCACUUGUUUUUCUUCCCGAGCAGUCCACCUAGAGAUCGCGCACUCGUUAGAAACUGAUGCAUGCAUAAAUGCUAUACGCAGGUUCAUGGCCAGAAGAGGUCCUGUUAGAAGCAUCAGAUCUGACAAUGGCACCAACUUGGUUGGGUCAGAAAAGGAGUUGAGACAUGCACUUGAAGGUUUGGACCAGUCUAGAAUGAAUGAUGUUCUGUGUGCAGAAGGCAUAGAGUGGCACUUCAAUCCUCCAGCAGCAUCUCACUUUGGCGGAGUGUGGGAGAGAAUGAUUCGUAGCAUAAGGAAGAUUUUGUACAGCCUGUUGAGAGAACAACCCCGAAUUGUUGAUGAUGAGACGCUCAGUACUGUAUUCUGUGAGGCUGAGAAUAUUGUCAACAAUAGGCCACUGACUACAACGUCAUCAGAUCCUAAUGAUUUACUACCAUUGACACCUAACAUGCUGAUUAAUCCACGAGCUUGUGCACUUAGUUCGCCUGGAGUGUUCGAGAAGAGUGACAUGUAUGCAAGAAAACAUUGGCGUCAAUCUCAGUACUUGAUAGAUGUAUUUUGGUGUCGCUGGAGAAAGGAGUAUUUAGUUACCCUGCAGCAGAGACCGAAGUGGCAGAGAAAAGGACGCAAUGUACAAGUUGGAGAUAUUGUGCUUGUUGUUGACAAGUCGGUACCCAGAAAUAGUUGGUUGAUGGGAGUAGUAGAAACAACUUUCAAGGACAAGAAAGGCGAUGUGAGAUCUUGCAGAGUGAGGACCAAGACGUCAAUCUUAGAAAGACCUGUCGCUAAAUUAUGUAUACUAGUCAAGGCAGAACUGAAUAAGUAG